Cercospora beticola is the source of this 1582-nucleotide messenger RNA. RefSeq names its product class I SAM-dependent methyltransferase. The record is from RefSeq and is a predicted model, not a curated record. Lineage: Eukaryota; Fungi; Ascomycota; Dothideomycetes; Mycosphaerellales; Mycosphaerellaceae. Gene Ontology annotation, molecular function: S-adenosylmethionine-dependent methyltransferase activity.
CCGAAGUCAUAUAACAAGAGGACUUCGCAUCGCAUAGGCUGCAGUCAAAGGCACGCCUUAGAAACUGAGCAGAGUCCUUCUCGUACAGUGAAUUGAUUCAAGUUUUGAGCAAUUGUUGCUGCUUUGUAGCCAUCCAGCAUGGCGACCUUCGCCAAAGCCACUUUUGGCCACUCAACAUAUGCCGCCUUCAGACCAAACUACCCAACUGCCUUGUACGAUGCAGUCCUUCACUACCAUCAAGGCCCCAAGAAGUUAUGCCUAGACCUGGGCUGCGGUACUGGCAUCGCGAGCCGGGCAUUAAGUAAACGCUUCGACAGGGUGAUUGGGACUGAUCCUUCGGCGGGCAUGAUAUCUCAGGCCCAAAAUGCAAAUGAUUCUGCAGACGCCAAGGACAAACUAAGCAACUUGAGCUUCCAGCAAGCUUCAGGAGAAAGCUCGCCAUUCAUCAAAGACGGAGAGGUCGAUUGUGUGACAGCAGCACAAGCAGCACAUUGGUUCGACUACGACAAACUCUGGCCCGAAUUGAAGCGAAUCGUACGACCAGGAGGCACGAUGGCGUUCUGGGGAUACAAAGACCACGUUUUCCCAGAUUUCCCUGAAGCGAGCAAGAUCUUACAGCAUUAUGCAUACAACGAGCAUCCAGACAAGUUGGGAAUAUACUGGCCGCAGCCCGGGCGAUCGUACGUGCAAGAAAAGCUGCACAUCAUUCGACCCCCGAGAGCGGAUUGGCAAGACGUGCAACGUAUCGAGUACGAGCCAGGUACCAAUGGGCCAGAAUCUGGAGAGGGGACUCUCUUCAUGAAGCGGACUGUGACUGUUGGCGAAUGUAAGGAAUACGUUCGAACUUGGUCGUCUUAUCAUGGCUGGAAAGAAGAGCAUCCUGGGCAAGAGGCUCGAUCGAAAGGUGGCCAAGGCGAUAUUGUGGAUCAGAUGUUCGAUGAGAUCGCUCAGACUGAUAAACACUUCAAGGCUGAGGAGAACAAUGUGUACAUCGAAUGGGGCUCCGCGUUGCUUAUGGCAAGACGAAAGUGAAAUACCAGCUCGCGUUGUGGAUCAGAGACAGCGCACCGACAUACGCCGAGGACAAGUCAUCGCAAGUUCGACAUGAGGCUCGAUUCGCUUUGAAAAAGAGAAGCGGCAAGGACAAACAAGCAUCUGACCACUUUACCGGGCUGCCUCGCACAAAUAGCUCUGUCAUCAAGAGGGCUGAAAAUUAAGAGUUCGUGUGUCGGGACAGCAACUGCUAUCCGUGUCAUUUCGCUCCAUGAAAUGCACACAUUCAUUUUUGUGCAGCGUCCGAACGCUUCGACUUGAUGCUUUGCUUGUUGAGGCUUACAUCUAAGCACUACAAGCGGAUUAGCAUAGAUACACCAGCGCUGGCCUCAAGAAGUGAAGCGUCUCUGGAAGCCCUUCCAGCCCGGAUGCUCCGGAUGAGAACCGCUCGAAUGAUCGAGAUUCCAGCGGAGCCUUGCGGAUGACGGAAUCUUGGUAAGAUGGAGUUGUGGACAGACGUACCGACUAGAUGCUGCAGUACCUGGUUCCUUGUGUGCUCAAGCCGCACCAUCGUACCGUGCAUGACAUC